Messenger RNA from Scutellospora calospora, 623 nucleotides. NCBI's taxonomy places the organism in Eukaryota, Fungi, Glomeromycota, Glomeromycetes, Diversisporales, Gigasporaceae. The record is from the annotation of a GenBank genome assembly.
AAGACCUGAAGAAAAGAAUGACAGUGUUGGUUCAAAAAAGGAAAUCCACUCAAUAACCUCAGAAGAAAGAAAAAUAAAUGAAAUAAAAUGCCUAGACUGGUUAUUAAAUUUAUUGGAAUACAAGCUAAAGGAAAAGAAGUUAGUAAAGAAACAAAAAAACAAGACACAAGAAAAAAAAGGAUACAAUGGGUGGAGCCAGAAUAACGAAAGCUUUGAAUACUACCAUAAGUUAUUAGAAGAAAUGCCGUGGGACUACGAAAGCAAAUUGGAAUGGUUAGACAAAAAUAAAGAGCUGUGGUGUGAUAGUGAAAUAGGAAAAACAAGUGAAUCAGAAGAUCUUGAAUACAUAAACGAACCAGAGGAUUUGGUUGGAAGUGAAUUAACCUACAAAGGAGAUUCCGACAAAAAUAAAGACCUGGAAGAAUAUUUUAGGCAAGAAAAAGAAUACAAAGAAUUAUUAGAAUCGCUAACCAUCGAAUCCAGAAGAGAAUAUACCUGGUUAGAACAAAAUGGCUAUCAAAGACAAUCCGAAAGAAGUUAUGGCAUAGAAAAAGAACCACCUAACUUAGAAGAUAUUUACCAAAUAAGCUUACCAACUUGGGGGAACGACGAAUUCGAAAUAG